UGAUGUUCCCCGGUGCUGGAGACGAGGGCAUCUUGGAGUACAAGUCUGUCAUCUACUACCAGAUCAAACAGCCUCGCUGGUUUGAAACCAUCAAGGUUGCCAUCCCUAUUGAAGACGUGAACCGAAGUCACCUGAGAUUCACCUUCCGUCACCGAUCAUCUCAAGAAUCCAAAGACAAAUCAGAGAAGAUAUUCGCCCUGUCAUUUGUAAAGCUGAUGAGGUACGAUGGGACGACCCUGAGGGACGGAGAGCACGAUCUCAUCGUAUACAAGGCUGAGGCUAAGAAGCUGGAGGACUCGUCUCUGUACCUGAACCUGCCUGCUACCAAGGUGGAGCUGGAGGAGAAGGGUUUGUCCGCUACAGGGAAGGGCACACACAACCUGGGCAACUGUACCAUCAGCAAGGACUCCUUCCAGAUAGCAACCCUGGUGUGUUCCACCAAGCUCACACAGAACGUGGAUCUGUUGGGUCUGCUGAAGUGGCGCUCCAACACCAGCCUGCUACAACAGAACCUCCGACAGCUGAUGAAGGUCGAGGGAGGAGAGGUCGUCAAGUUUCUGCAAGACACUCUUGAUGCCCUGUUUAACAUUAUGAUGGAGAACUCAGACAGCGACACAUUUGACACCCUGGUGUUUGAUUCCUUGGUAUUCAUAAUUGGACUGAUUUCAGACAGGAAGUUUCAGCACUUUAACCCUGUCCUUGAAACCUACAUCCGCAAGCAUUUCAGUGCUACUCUGGCGUACACGAAACUGACCAGGGUCCUGAAGAACUAUGUGGAGAAUGCAGAGAGGCUGACAGAACAGCUGCUGAAGGCCAUGAAAGCUCUGGAGUACAUAUUCAAGUUCAUAGUGCGCUCCAGGGUCCUCUUCAACCAACUGUAUGAGAACAAAGGAGAAGCAGACUUCAUGGAGUCCUUGAGGAAUCUCUUCACUUCCUUCAAUGAAAUGAUGAACCUCAACUCUGAGAACACAGGCAUGGUGAAGCUCCUCCUCAAGGGUGCAGCGCUGAAAUACGUCCCCACCAUCGUGAACGAUGUCAAACUGGUCUUCGAUCCCAAGGAGCUCAGUAAACUGUUCACAGAGUUCAUUCUGAAGGUGCCUCUGGGUCGUCUGGUCAAACAGAAGCUACACUGUCUCAUCGACAUCGUCCACAGUGAUCUCUUCACACAGCAUGACUGCCGGGAGAUCCUGCUUCCUCUGAUGACAGAACAGCUGAAGUUUCAUCUGGAGAACCAGGAGGAGCUGGAGGCCUGCUGUCAACUACUGAGUAACAUACUAGAGGUCCUCUACAGGAAGGAUGUGGGUCCAACUCAGUGGCAUGUCCAGAUCAUCAUGGAGAAGCUCCUGAGGACAGUCAACAGAACAGUCAUCUCCAUGGGCAGAGACUCUCCUCUCAUUGGCAGCUUCGUGGCCAGUAUGACUGCUACUCUGAGACAGAUGGAGGACUACCACUACACUCACCUGAUCAACACCUUCGGCAAGAUGAGGACCGACGUGGUGGACUUCCUGAUGGAAACAUUUAUCAUGUUCAAGGACCUCAUUGGGAAGAAUGUCUACCCUGGCGACUGGGUCAUCAUGAACAUGAUGCAGAAUAAGUGAGUAC
Messenger RNA from Salvelinus fontinalis (brook trout), 1602 nucleotides. RefSeq names its product dedicator of cytokinesis protein 1-like. The transcript has 16 exons. Gene Ontology annotation, cellular component: plasma membrane; cytoplasm. The record is from RefSeq and is a predicted model, not a curated record. Gene Ontology annotation, biological process: cell migration; small GTPase-mediated signal transduction. The coding region runs from base 3 to 1598 and encodes 531 amino acids. Gene Ontology annotation, molecular function: small GTPase binding; guanyl-nucleotide exchange factor activity. Lineage: Eukaryota; Metazoa; Chordata; Actinopteri; Salmoniformes; Salmonidae.